AUGAGUUCAAUUUAUGAUGGUUUGAUUGUCGUUUGUUGCUUCUCUUUUUACGUUCUUGGUUUGGAUUUGGAUUGGGGUCGGGCAAGUGCACGGAGGCUGGGUGUUAGAAGAAACUUACCAAUAGUCUCCACACAAGCACACCCCAUCCACAAUGUGAUGAAACCUACUCUUGUCCCUAAUCAACACCUCCCUCCCAUAAACCAGAGACACAAACUUGGCAAAGUUAUGACAAUCCACACAAAUCCUAAGGUUCUUCAUGAUCCUUAUAGCCUUCCCUUCACAAACACUCAUCAUCCCAAAAGCCAAAGCCAAUUUCUCACUAUGCCCCAACAACAUCCUCUCCUUCUGCUCCUCAUCGACAUCAUACAAAACCGAACCCAAAUCGGGACAGUAUCCGACCCCCUUUAUCCUCUCCGACAAUUCUCUCACCUUUUCGAAAAUCUCCUCUCUCCUCGAAUGAGACCUGUCGCCAGCAAAGAACGUAUGAAUCGUGCGCCCCAAUUCAAUCCAACUCUUUCCGGGCUCUUUCACAACGGCAUUCCUUUUCAUCAGCUCCCUCGUUUUUCUAACUUCGUUCCACUUUCCAUCCGAAGCGUAUAA
Molecule: messenger RNA, 600 nt
Organism: Striga asiatica
Lineage: Eukaryota; Viridiplantae; Streptophyta; Magnoliopsida; Lamiales; Orobanchaceae
Source: the annotation of a GenBank genome assembly